UCAUCUUUUUCUGUACCUAUUCAUUUUCUUCAUCGUUUCUGGCUUUGUUGAUUAUCAUUAAGCUUCAAUCCAUGGCCUCGUAUUAUGAUCAAAAACAAGGAAAGCCUUUACCUAAGUUUGGGGAAUGGGAUGUGAAUGAUCCUGCUUCAGCUGAAGGAUUCACUGUUAUAUUCAACAAAGCCAGAGAUGAAAAGAAAGUUGCCUCAGUCUCGGGACGAUUCCCUUCUCAGCGAAAAUACGAUUCUCGAAAACGCAAGAAUCAAAAAAAGAGCAAGAGUGCCUCUAACAACACAAAGAAAAAAUGGUUUUGCUUUGGCCCUUAGAGGAGGAUAACAUAAGGAGGUGUUCGUUGAUGGGAAGAAGUAUCGAUUGAAAAUGUUAUUAUUACUUAAAUUUGUUCUUGAGACUCUGGUGAAGUGAAUAGUGCAGCUGAUCGAUGAAUCUUCUUUUAGUUGUUUCAUGUACUGUAUUGUGUGUUAUUUAUGAAUUGCAAUAUACUUACAUGAAUCAAUGUUGCAAUAUAC
Molecule: messenger RNA, 524 nt
Organism: Vigna radiata var. radiata (mung bean)
Lineage: Eukaryota; Viridiplantae; Streptophyta; Magnoliopsida; Fabales; Fabaceae
Product: RPM1-interacting protein 4-like
Exons: 3
Coding region: 72-323 (83 amino acids)
Source: RefSeq, a predicted model, not a curated record